Merops nubicus (carmine bee-eater) is the source of this 750-nucleotide messenger RNA. It is a transcript of the gene COPE, whose product is annotated as coatomer protein complex, subunit epsilon. The record is from RefSeq and is a predicted model, not a curated record. Lineage: Eukaryota; Metazoa; Chordata; Aves; Coraciiformes; Meropidae. Gene Ontology annotation, cellular component: COPI vesicle coat. The annotation marks the transcript as partial. Gene Ontology annotation, molecular function: structural molecule activity; protein binding. Gene Ontology annotation, biological process: endoplasmic reticulum to Golgi vesicle-mediated transport; intra-Golgi vesicle-mediated transport; retrograde vesicle-mediated transport, Golgi to endoplasmic reticulum. The transcript has 9 exons.
CCGUCGAAUCCGGAGAAGGAGGUGGAGAGGGAUGUUUUCCUCUUCCGAGCUUACAUCGCCCAGAGAAAAUAUGGUGUUGUCCUGGAUGAAAUUAAAGCCAACACUAGUCCUGAGCUCCAAGCAGUGAGGAUGUUUGCAGAAUAUCUUUCAAAUGAGAAUCAAAGGGAUGCAAUUGUUGCUGAUUUGGACAAGAAGAUGGCAAAGAGUGUGGACGUGAGUCUGGAUGGUUUGGUGCUCAUCCUACCCCUUUGUUUCCCCCCCUGCAGCACAGCCAUGAUGAUCCAGAUCCUCCUGAAGCUCGACAGGCUCGACCUGGCUCGCAAGGAGCUGAAGAAGAUGCAGGAGCAGGAUGAAGAUGCAACUCUGACCCAGCUGGCCACGGCCUGGGUGAACCUGGCCAUAGGUGGGGAGAAGCUACAGGAUGCCUACUACAUCUUCCAAGAGAUGGCAGACAAGUGCUCCUCCACCCUCCUCCUCCUCAACGGGCAAGCAGCCUGUUACAUGGCCCAGGGCAAGUGGGACGAUGCUGAGGGAGUCCUGCAGGAGGCCCUGGACAAGGACAGUGGCCAUCCUGAGACCCUGAUCAACUUGGUGGUCCUGUCACAGCACCUGGGCAAACCCCCAGAGGUCACGAAUCGCUACUUGUCACAGCUGAAAGAUGGACAUAAAAAUCACCCAUUCAUAAAGGAGUACCAGGCAAAGGAGAACGACUUUGAGCGGCUGGCCAUGCAGUACGCGCCCAGCGCCUGA